Molecule: messenger RNA, 770 nt
Organism: Stegodyphus dumicola
Lineage: Eukaryota; Metazoa; Arthropoda; Arachnida; Araneae; Eresidae
Source: RefSeq, a predicted model, not a curated record
UGGAGGUGUUCUUAUGUGGAGGUGCAUGGCAGCAUCAGGACUAGGAAAAUCGAAGUAUUCCACUAUGCCUGUCGCUAUCACACGUUCAUAUUCUUUGCAAGUAGCUAUCUUUCUGUUUAUCGUCUGUUUUAUAUGGAAGACUGCCACUUGUUGCGAAAAUGCUACGGAUGGAUCCAGUACAUUAAAUUCCUUGCAUCAUCCUACACUCAGUUCGUGCAUUACGGAGAUGAUACGGGCGUUAUGCAACUCUCUGAGGCCCUCACCUUUGAAGCGCAACACAGAAUUAAUCAACAGUAUUCUUGGACUUCCCAGAAUCCUUCAAAAUGCCGGCAGAUAAAUACAUUUCAGCAGCAGUAUUUGUCAACCAUUUUACACUCAAUUAAUAAUGGUAAAUGCAUAUUCUGCUGUUUUCAAAGCAAUUUAGAACAUUGGGUAGGUGACCAUACUAGAUCGGAUAAAUGAUCUUGAAGUGAUUAUUAUUAAAGUGUUUAAGUUUUAAAGUUUAGCACAGCGCCUUCAGAUGCACGAAUAGGGUCGCCAUAUAGGAAUGAAUCAUUUGAAAGAAAAUAACUGACCCAAAAGUAAUAUCAAAAUAUCGCCAAUUUCAAUGGCACUUGUGUUUUGUUUCACUAAGAAUAUUUUGAAAAAUUAAUUCAACUGAUGAAGCUUAUCUUUUUGUUCGGUGUGCGAGUUAAAAUAUCUGAAUUGUAUAAUAUUUCUGUGCUAAUUUCAAAAAUAUAUUCGAAAUUUUCUUAUGUACGAAUACUUUG